This is a messenger RNA of Leucoraja erinaceus (little skate), 751 nucleotides long. It is a transcript of the gene gins1, whose product is annotated as GINS complex subunit 1 (Psf1 homolog). Gene Ontology annotation, biological process: DNA strand elongation involved in mitotic DNA replication; DNA replication. The transcript has 7 exons. The coding region runs from base 71 to 661 and encodes 196 amino acids. NCBI's taxonomy places the organism in Eukaryota, Metazoa, Chordata, Chondrichthyes, Rajiformes, Rajidae. The record is from RefSeq and is a predicted model, not a curated record. Gene Ontology annotation, cellular component: GINS complex.
GGAGGGAGCGGCCGCUUGUGUCUGUGUGAGGGAGGGAGAGGCCUGCAGAGAAAACCUCUGGUGGGAAGUGAUGUUUUGUGAAAAAGUGGUGGAGCUGAUCCGGGAGCUGCAGCGCGCUACGGAUGGACAACUGCCUCCAUUCAAUGAGGAUGGUAUCAGAGAAGUCCUUGAAGAGAUGAAGGCCUUAUACGAACAGAACCAAAGCGAUGUAAACGAGGCUAAAUCCGAAGAAAAGACUGACUUGAUCCCAACGAUAAAGUUUCGUCACUGCUGCUUGCUGAGGAACAAACGCUGCAUUUUAGCAUACCUGUAUGACCGUAUGCUACGAAUUCGAUCCUUGAGGUGGGAAUAUGGAAGUGUCCUGCCAUCAGAAAUCCGGUUCCAUUUUGCUCCUGAAGAGACAGAGUGGUUCAAUCAGUAUAAAAAGUCACUGGCCACUUAUAUGAGAGCCAUCGGAGGAGAUGAAGGGCUGGAUAUAACUCAAGAUAUGAAACCACCAAAAAGUCUAUUCAUUGAGGUGCGGUGUUUGAAAGAUUAUGGUGAGUUUGAGAUCGAUGAUGGUACAACAGUCCUCCUGAAGAAAAACAGCCAGCACUUUAUGCCCAGGUGGAAGUGUGAACAGUUAAUCCGUCAUGGAAUCCUGGAACACGUGUUAUCCUGAGAACAUAAGCUGGAAGUCCGCGUGUCACUGUAGACUGUUCAACGUUGCUUUGGCUUGUAUUGCCUUGCCUUAUUAAAAUAUUCAGCUAGG